Molecule: messenger RNA, 1278 nt
Organism: Phytomonas sp. EM1
Lineage: Eukaryota; Euglenozoa; Kinetoplastea; Trypanosomatida; Trypanosomatidae
Source: the annotation of a GenBank genome assembly
AUGGCAAUUGCGGCGCAUAAGACGAACAUUCGAUCCUUCGAAGGCAUGGCGCGUUGGCCCUUCCCGAGUGGCCGCUACGCCUUUUCCUACUGGGCAGCCUUCAUCCGUUUUUUUAACGGAUUUUCGGCGUGCAUAGCGUAUGUGAUUUGUGUGGGGGAUUGCUUUCGCCCGAUCUUCAAGGAGGCGUACAAGCGCAGCCCUGACAACAAAGCCAUCAGGUUUCUGAACACAUCUGGAGGCAAUCGCCUGCUGACAGUCCUUGUCUGGCUCUUUAUUAUGCUACCGCUGACGAUUCCGAAACACAUCGACUCCCUGCGUUACGCUUCUACCUUUGCGGUCAGCUUCUUGGUAUACUUUUCCAUCGUCGUUUUUGCUCACAGCUGCACGCACGGGCUGAAGGAUAUUGAAGGCCAUGUGAGGGUAAAUGACCUAGGAGGCGAUGUAGGGAGCGAUGAAAAAGUCAUAUAUCUUUUCCGAACUGGGAAUGUUCUGGUGGGCAGCAUCGGUGUGUUCAUGUUCGCCUACACCUGUCAACUUGCCGUGUACGAAAUCUGGUGGGAUAUGCGUCCCGAAAUACGUACGCCACGCAACUUCAUGUGGUCUGCUCUGAUUGGUAUGUUGAUGACCAGUUUUGUAUUCACCCUUACUGCAAUCUUUGGAUACCUUGACUUUGGCGCCACCAUCGGCUCGAAUUCGAUUCUACUGAUGUACAAUCCGAUCAAGGAGCCACAAAUAAUGGUUGCGUACGUCGGUAUAGUAUUCAAACUAUGUGUAUCGUAUGCACUAGUUGGCUCAACAGCGCGUAACGCCAUUUACUACGUCAUCGGAUGGCAGAAGCGAUUCAGCGAAAAAGCUUCCGCGGUGCAUGAGAACCCACAAGGUGAGGCGCUUAAGGAUACUGUAGAGCCGCAUCCACGGGAUGAGAGCGUUAACCAAAUUCCCACGAAUGAGGUGUCCGCAAUAAGUACGGAGGAGGAUACGACGUACAUUGACAACAUCCCCUUCCUCUGGCAUCUAAUUGUUGUUGUGGUAUUCUCUGUGGUGUCACUGCUUUGCGGUUUAUUCAUUCCAACGCUUCACACUGUAUUUGGCUUCGGUGGAGCGAUUAACGGUGGUUUCUUGGGAUUCAUCUUCCCGGCACUGUUCUACAUGUAUGCUGGUGGCUUCUCAGUGGAGCGUGAGGGGAGGUUCAACUACUACAUCGCCUACCUGCUGCUCAUUUGUGGUGUGAUAGGCAUUGUUUUCGGCCUGGCUGGCACGAUUUACGUUUCAUUAUAG